Paramuricea clavata is the source of this 1675-nucleotide messenger RNA. The record is from the annotation of a GenBank genome assembly. NCBI's taxonomy places the organism in Eukaryota, Metazoa, Cnidaria, Anthozoa, Malacalcyonacea, Plexauridae.
CUCGUGAUGAAAAGCCGGAUGUAUGUUUGUGCGCAAACAAAGUAUUGUGUUGCAGACUCACAGAUAUAUAAUCAGAGUCUGCUCAGACAUAUCUUAAAUCGCAGCAUAAAUAUCGAAGUGAAAAUGUUCGCUUCGUUUGCAUUAUUCGUGGUGUUUCUGGGUUCUGCCACUGGGGCUGAAGAUUGUAACCCAAAAGCAGUGAUCAAGACAUGGCAAACGCAUUCACCUUGCGCUCGUCGUGAAGGACUUGGUGUUCGUAUUGGUCAUGGCUACAACAUUAACUUACCUCAUGCCAAUGGCGACUUUGCCGUACUAGGAAUUGAUCCUAUUGAUAUACGAAAAGGAGUUAUCAUGCAAGGACCAGGCGAGUGUCAUUGCACGCAAAGCUUCUGCCUUACUCCCGAACAGAGCGAGCGUCUUUUUCAAAUCAAUGUCGAUCGCGCUCAGAAGCAGAUUUUAAGCUUAAUCCGUUCAAUUUCAAGCCCGAUGCCGUGUUGCGAUAUUCAGAACUCACUUACAGCACUCACCUUCACGUUUGGAAUCGAUUUCAUUAAACGUGUUCCCGAUGCGUUAUCUCACAUCAACAAUGGUCAGUGGCAGAAACUCGGUACAGCGCUUCUCAUGCAAAAUUGGUGCACCGUGACAGAUCAUUGUAGUCCUUUAGCAGAAAGAAUCAUGAACGGUUGUAGUGACGUUGCAGAUAACCUUGGGUGUUCUCCACCAACACCAAAAGCUUGUGAUCCGGCUGGACAAUACUGUUGUGCCGCUAACAAUACUUGUUGUCGAUAUUCAGGUAGGUAAAAAGUGGCAUAUAAAUGUCAACAUGACUCAGAUUUAAACCAUUUGCACAUUGAUUAUCUAAUGCCUGGUUAAAUAACUAUACUUGUACGAGAAUGUUUCUAACUUUCAUUCAACCAGCAUGCACUAUAUGGACGAAAAUAUCAAAUGACGAACAAUAGUAAGUUCAAAUAGACGUCUCACGAUACAGAAUGUUAGCCUUCAGCAGUCCUUCACCAGUUUUCCCCCCACAUACGAAGCUAAAAUGAACAAGUUUGAACAAAACAUUUGUGACUGGCUUUGGAAAAUUUAUAGUUUAUCGUGUUUCGUGAUUAUCAUCAGUCAGUCACAUGUACAGAACCUUUUCCUAUAAUAGCCAUGCAUCGUGAUGGCCAACCAACAGUACAGUAUAAAACGAGGUUAAAUAUUAACAAACUAUACUGGUAUCACAGUCUCCUGAACUAAUCAAUUUUAUUCAUUUGACUUAGUUUCCCAAUCCAUACGUAAUCAGGCGUAUUGGUGUUGUCCGUUGAAUGGUGCUGUAUGUUGCUUAUCCAGCAAUAGUUGUUGUCCGAAACAAUAUCCUGUAUGCUGUGGGAAUACCAACUCUUGUUGUUUAGUGAAAUAUCCAGUAUGCUGUUUCCCCGGAACGUCUCAAGCCUAUUGCUGUGCUGCGUCUUCACCUGUUUGUCUUGGAGCACGACAUUGUGGCUCCUUGGAUCCAAAUGUCAAACCAGUGUUGGGAAAAGUAAACAAAGCCAAUCAACAUCAACCAGAAAUCGUUCACUGAAUGUGAAAGCUGAACGUGAAUAUAAGGAUGAUUUUUUAUUGAUAAUAUAUUGAUUAAGAUUGUAAUUUUACGCAGGCAAUACAAGUAGAAAAUAACGGAUAUAUAAUA